Molecule: messenger RNA, 1389 nt
Organism: Morchella importuna
Lineage: Eukaryota; Fungi; Ascomycota; Pezizomycetes; Pezizales; Morchellaceae
Exons: 2
Coding region: 1-1389 (462 amino acids)
Source: RefSeq, a predicted model, not a curated record
AUGUCGCCCACGCCGACCCUCCGCAGCCUAGCUCUGGCCUCGCACACACCCGCCGGCCACUCCACCACCGACGCCGAGUCCGGUCUGCGCAUCGCCGGCUUCCUCCCCGCCGCCAGCCCGCUCCGCCGCUCCAUCGCCUCCUACUACUCCACCGCCGGCUACUCCAACCGCAGCAGCACCGACGACCCCACCGCCGCCCUCCCCCUCGCCGCCUCCCACCCCACGACCGCCACACCGCCCACCUACGACGAAACCGUCCAGCUGCCCCCCUCCCGCUUCCGCAUCACGCCGCGCGAAGAGGAGGGAAACGAGCAGCUGCCCGCCUACACCUGCACGCUCCACAAGGAGGCCCUCUUCGAGCACAAGCCCGAGAUGAGCUCGCCGUUCGAGCGCGCGCCCAAGCGCCGCUGGGGCAAGACGUACGCGGUGCUCUACGGCACGCUGCUGACGCUGCACCGGCCCCGCCGCGUCCCGUUCUUUGCGUCGGCGGUCAAGAAGGCCAGGGGAAGGGAGGGCCGGCCCGUGGGGCAUGUGCCCGGUGAGAUGGUGCGCUCAUAUACGCUGCAGCUGGCGGAGGUUGGGAUUGCGGCGGAUUAUCGAAAACGCCACUUUGUAAUCCGCAUCCGCGCCCAAACCGAGCAGUUCCUGCUAAGCUGCCGCACGCUCGAGGUCUUCCUCGAAUGGCUUGAAGCCCUCAGCGCGGCCGUCGACCUCUCCCCCUCACUCGAGGAGCGCUCUCUCCCCCGAUACCAAACCCUGCCUCGCCGUCGCCGCCGUCGCCGGCGGGACCAAGACGCCACCACCACCACUACCCCCAACACCAACACCGACACCACCACCACCACCACCACCCCCGCCGCCCCCGAACGCAACGAAACACCCUCCCCGCCGCCCCUCCCACCCCCACGCUCCCGUCCGCGCGCCCAGACCCGCCUCCCCCAGACCGACCUCGACGCCUCCGCAUCAACCGGCAAGUGGGCGCCCGCGCAGGCCGUGACGGCCGAGGCAAACAUGCGGUAUGCGCGGCGGUGCAUGGCCGUCCUGGUCGGCGACGCGCCGCGGCAGAGCGACUAUGUGAUCCAGGACGGGAAGCGGUACAGACUGGUGUACGAGAAGAAGCUGCUGGAGCCUGUUGAGGCGGGCGUGGGGGGGGUUGGCACGGAUGGGGAGGACCAGAUGGGGGUGAUGGGGGUGCUGCCGCCGGCGUAUGAGGCGCUUGUUGUGGCUGUGUUGGCGGCGGGCGCGGGGGGGAAGGGGGCUGUGGUCGGGGGGAAGAUGAGGAGGGGUGCUGAGGCGGCUGAGGAGGAGGAUGGUGAUGGGGAGGAUGGGGAGGAGGACGGGGAGGAGGAGGAGGAGGAGGAGGAUUUGAGGCCUGCGAUUGUGGUGUAG